Molecule: messenger RNA, 543 nt
Organism: Staurois parvus
Lineage: Eukaryota; Metazoa; Chordata; Amphibia; Anura; Ranidae
Source: the annotation of a GenBank genome assembly
CAUUCUUCCUCCAUACUCGGGGUCCUUGGGCCUCUCCAUUCUUCCUCCAUACUCGGGGUCCUUGGGCCUCUCCAUUCUUCCUCCAUACUCGGGGUCCUUGGGACUCUCCAUUCUUCCUCCAUACUCGGGGUCCUUGGGCCUCUCCCUUCUUCCUCCAUACUCGGGGUCCGUGGGCCUCUCCAUUCUUCCUCCAUACUCGGGGUCCGUGGGCCUCUCCAUUCUUCCUCCAUACUCGGGGUCCUUGGGCCUCUCCAUUCUUCCUCCAUACUCGGGGUCCUUGUGCCUCUCCAUUCUUCCUCCAUACUCGGGGUCCUUGGGCCUCUCCAUUCUUCCUCCAUACUCGGGGUCCUUGGGCCUCUCCAUUCUUCCUCCAUACUCGGAGUCCUUGUGCCUCUCCAUUCUUCCUCCAUACUCGGGGUCCUUGUGCCUCUCCAUUCUUCCUCCAUACUCGGGGUCCUUGGGCCUCUCCAUUCUUCCUCCAUACUUGGGGUCCUUGGGCCUCUCCAUUCUUCCUCCAUACUCGGGGUCCUUGUGCCUCUCCAU